UAGCCUUGUUGCCCAUAAACGUCGCAAUAUUUACAGAACACGUUUACACAAAUACUGUGUAUUUUUUUUAUGAACCAUGGCAUCAUCAUCGUCCGAUCCUUCUCUCCGGGAUGUUGCUGCUGUUAGAAAGCAAAACAACGGACCUCCAUUAAAGUUCUUGUUUCCUCUAGUUUAUGCUCCAGUACUUCCUCUCAUUCGGAUCUCAUUGCGUAGAAAUCCAGUUUUGAGGGAUCGUUUAUUUACUGCUGUUUUGGCUGGUGCUCUUGCUCAUGGAUUCUACUUGAUAUGGCUAUUCCAUUUGCAUAAUGCAGGCUUUGUAUCUGUUGUUUGUGAUGGUUAAUACAAUAAAAGUAUACACCACGUCUCUGCUUCCCACUCCAAGUAGAGGGAAAAAAUUGUUUGAAGUCCAUAAGAUUAUAAUGUCAUGUUUGAGUAACUUUAUACGAGGAGUAAGGACGUUCAAAUCUGAGCAAUGUGUGUCUUUAACCGAGCAAUGUAUGUCUAAACCUGAGUAAGGAUUGGUUUAGAAGGUUGUAGAACCAGGUAUUACCUUUGAUUUUAGUUAGUCGAUGACAUUGUUAAAUUAGGGAAGUUUAAACUUUAAAGAUGUGGGGUUUCAUGUCAAUCUUAUAAAAGCUCUACAACUUUAGCA
Mercurialis annua (annual mercury) is the source of this 652-nucleotide messenger RNA. RefSeq lists its product as uncharacterized. The transcript has 4 exons. Gene Ontology annotation, cellular component: chloroplast. NCBI's taxonomy places the organism in Eukaryota, Viridiplantae, Streptophyta, Magnoliopsida, Malpighiales, Euphorbiaceae. The record is from RefSeq and is a predicted model, not a curated record. The coding region runs from base 77 to 340 and encodes 87 amino acids.